AUGACACAUUUAUCUGGCCUUCACUCACAUGCCGAGAGGAACAUGUACAACAGACUUCCAAUCAACUGGCUAUAUGGGAAUCGCUCCUUAUCCAGCCGAUCUUCCGCUGCAGCCUUAGGUAAAACGGUACCAGAGCUCGUGGCGGAGGGUAUCGGAUCAGUGGCACAUGGGAGUGUUACGGAGGAACUGGCACAGCUGACUGUGGUGUUACACGACAGCGCGGUCGCAGACAGCUCAUCGGUCACCUACAAGGCGGGGUGGCGACGCUUUGUGCGCUUCUGCAUCUGCAUGAAGGUCGCAGGGGUGCCAGAGGCGGAUGCCCGGCCCCGCCAGCGUGGGUCUGACCUCAAUCGGGACCUGGUGUGUCUGUUCAUAGCGCAUGCAGUUGGCCGGUACGCGACCUCCACCGUCACCGGCACACUGAGCGUCCUGGCGGACUGGCAGCGGUUCAUGGGAGUCUCGCCAGAGGCAGAUAUCAGCCACGAUCCGCUGGUCAAGCGAACCCUGGGCCAAGCAUUGCGGAGGGCUGCUGUGAGGCUGGAGUCGGCACCGACCAAGAUGAAGGCACCCCUGCCCCUGGGGGUGCUGGAGCUGCUCAUGCUGGCGCAUAUAAGGCUGGGGGGGGUGGAGGAGGCGGCGGCGGUGGCGGGUAGCCCUGCUUAA
Messenger RNA from Volvox carteri f. nagariensis, 663 nucleotides. RefSeq lists its product as uncharacterized. Bases 1 to 663 code for a protein of 220 amino acids. The transcript is spliced from 4 exons. NCBI's taxonomy places the organism in Eukaryota, Viridiplantae, Chlorophyta, Chlorophyceae, Chlamydomonadales, Volvocaceae. The record is from RefSeq and is a predicted model, not a curated record.